Colletotrichum phormii is the source of this 880-nucleotide messenger RNA. RefSeq lists its product as uncharacterized. The transcript has a single exon. The record is from RefSeq and is a predicted model, not a curated record. Lineage: Eukaryota; Fungi; Ascomycota; Sordariomycetes; Glomerellales; Glomerellaceae. The coding region runs from base 143 to 661 and encodes 172 amino acids.
GAACGUCUCUACAAGGAACUAGAGACUUGGAAACGAGUUGCUCAGAACGCGGGUCUUUCAUACCCCCAGGCGAACAAGGAGGAACCGGCAAGCACGACCUAGAAGGUCUCAGCUCAAGACCAGAACCCUUACCCUGCGGUCCAUGUGGAGGCGGCGUUGUCUCCCCAGCAGGGUCCCAUCGAACAGACGGACCAUCAACAUGAUACUCCUCAGGAUGAGCAUGAUGCCCCUCCUUACGAACCCUUCAACCUCCCUACCGACGAGGCCAGCGAUCUCCCUGAAACUCCUCAGCAUCAGAAUGCGGAUUCUCAAUGCCAGUCACCGAUCCUCGCCAUUGAUUAUGCUAUCCAUCAGCAUGACAUCCCUCAAUGCGAGCCCUCCGCACUUGCUAUCGAUCAUGCGAAUUUUCAGCUCCACACUCCUCAGUAUCAGCCGUCCGCCUCUUUCGAUCCACUUUGCCAGCCACGUCCGAUUGCUCCUCGGGUGCUUCCUCCCAUUCCUCCCAGAAGACUUCACUCACCUCAAGCUUCUGGAUUCGUUGCGUCGGUCCCACGGGGCGUGUGUCAGAUCGAGAUUACGGACCCUGAUCCUACUUUUUUCUAUUCAACUUAUACCCCCAGCCAGCAGUAAGCUGCUUUCUCGUUGUUUUCUCAGAUUAUAAAGCACUAUAGCCGUGGUAGAUAGGCUAUAUCAUAAUCAACCUUGCUCUCUAACUGUCAUGUUUUCCCAUGCGUAUACGGUUUGGUCACAGCGUUGAACAAGACUUUGCGGUGGGCUUGUAGGAUUUGGGUGUUUAUAACAGAAGCAUUACAUGGAUCACGGAGCUUUCCUGCUUUAUGACAUUAAUAAGACGCCGGCUCUAGCCAUGUGCAAAAACCAA